AACCCACACGAUUUCCGGGCUUUUCUGGGCAAAGGGGAAGCGGGUGUUCAGCACUCGCGGGGCGGCGCCAGCCUCUGGCUGCAAGGCCGCUCAGAGCGCGGAAAGCCCGGGUUCUCCGCGGGCAGAGGUUUGCCGCCUCUAGGGCCAACCCGCCUCUCGCUCCCGCCGCAUCUUCUCCGCCCCUUCCAGGCCGGGCGGUGGGACCGCCCCAGGCACCGGCUGGCGACCGGAGGAGCAAGGGCGGGUAGAGCGCUGACGCAGAAUCGGCCGCCGCUGGCCGGCCCCAGCCCUGCUGCCCGCGGCGCGCUCCGCCAUGGCGCGCGUUCUGAUCGUGGGCGCCGGGCUGACUGGAAGCUUGUGCGCCGCGCUCCUAAGGAAGGAGGUUUCCAGUCUUCGGUACCUCGCCGUGUGGGAGAAGGCUGGGGACUCAGGGGGAAGAAUGACUACUGCCAGCAGUCCUCAUAAUCCACAGUGCACAGCUGAUUUGGGUGCUCAGUAUAUCACCUGCACUCCUCAUUAUGCCAAAAAACACCAAACUUUUUAUGAUGAACUGUUAGCCCAUGGCAUUUUGAAGCUUCUAACCUCUCCUAUUGAAGGAAUGAUGAUGAAAGAAGGAGACUUUAAUUUUGUGGCACCUCAAGGAGUUUCUUCAAUUAUUAAGCAUUACUUGAAAGAAUCAGGUGCAGAAGUCUACUUCAGACGGUGUGUGACCCAGAUCAAUCUGAGAAAUGACAAGUGGGAAGUCGUCAGGGAAACAGGCUCCCCUGAGCAGUUUGAUCUUGUUGUCCUCACCAUGCCAGUUCCUCAGAUUUUGCAACUUCAAGGUGACAUUGUGAACUUAAUUAGUGAAUACCAAAGGCAGCAACUGGAGUCUGUAAGCUACUCCUCUCGCUAUGCUCUGGGCCUCUUUUAUGAAGCUGGCACGAAGAUUGACGUCCCUUGGGCUGGGCAGUACAUCACCAGUAAUCCCUGCAUACGCUUUGUCUCCAUUGAUAAUAAGAAGCGCAAUAUAGAGUCAUCAGAAAUUGGACCUUCCUUGGUGAUUCACACCACUGUCCCAUUUGGAGUUGCAUACUUGGAGCAUAGCAUUGAGGAUGUGCAGGAAUUAAUCUUCCAGCAGCUGGAAACAUUUUGCCAGGUUUUGCCUCAGCCAGUUGCUACCAAAUGCCUGAAAUGGAGACAUUCACAGGUUACAAAUGCUGCUGCCAACUGUCCUGGUCAGAUGACUCUACAUCUCAAGCCUUUCCUCGCAUGUGGAGGGGAUGGAUUUACUCAGUCCAACUUUGAUGGCUGCAUCACUUCUGCAUUAUGUGUUCUGGAAGCUUUAAAGAAUCAUCUUUAGUACCUUUAUUCUUAUUCUCUACAUUCUACUUUUGGUUGCUUUGUUUUCACAAUUUUCUGUUGUCAGUUAAUUUAGUUUCUAUUUUGUCAAGAAAAGUUACUAGAAAAGUGUUCUUCACUUAUGGUCAUUUUUCAUAUACAGUAUAAAAUCAAUUUUAUAAUUCUGAUGGUUAUAGCCAAUUAAAAAUGAAAACUCUUUGUACCUUACAUCUUUCCCUACUUUUCUGAAUUGCUAUGACCAAUCCUUACUGGAGGAAAACUGGUGCUUAAUAAUAACAAAUGACCUGCCCCCAAAGUUAUAUUAAAUCAAAAGUAACAGUUUGUAUGCCAAAACCUCUAUUAUCCUCUUGAAAUCAUUUCUGAAUAAGCAAAUCAAAUAAAUGGAUGGAGUUGGAGAAUAUCAUGCUAAGUGAAAUAAGCCAAUCCCAAAAUACCAAAGACCAAAUGUUUUCCCUAAUAAAUGGAGAAUGAUAUAUAAUGGGGGUGGGAGGUAUGG
Sciurus carolinensis (gray squirrel) is the source of this 1837-nucleotide messenger RNA. It is a transcript of the gene Rnls, whose product is annotated as renalase, FAD dependent amine oxidase. Gene Ontology annotation, molecular function: oxidoreductase activity, acting on NAD(P)H. The coding region runs from base 314 to 1342 and encodes 342 amino acids. Gene Ontology annotation, cellular component: extracellular region. NCBI's taxonomy places the organism in Eukaryota, Metazoa, Chordata, Mammalia, Rodentia, Sciuridae. The transcript is spliced from 7 exons. The record is from RefSeq and is a predicted model, not a curated record.